Messenger RNA from Melanaphis sacchari, 4084 nucleotides. RefSeq names its product la-related protein 1 (gene larp). Gene Ontology annotation, biological process: mRNA stabilization; positive regulation of translation. Gene Ontology annotation, cellular component: cytoplasmic stress granule; cytosol. NCBI's taxonomy places the organism in Eukaryota, Metazoa, Arthropoda, Insecta, Hemiptera, Aphididae. Bases 430 to 3984 code for a protein of 1184 amino acids. The transcript is spliced from 20 exons. Gene Ontology annotation, molecular function: RNA cap binding. The record is from RefSeq and is a predicted model, not a curated record.
CGCAGUAAAACAGAAACGUGCCGGGUUACCGAACGUCGAACACGCAGUUCUUAUGGUUUUUGCGUUUCCAAAGUCACAUGGUUAUUUUGACAAAAAUAAUAUUUUAAUUUUUUAUUUAAAACAAGUUUUAGGAUUACGUUGUCAUUUACUCUCGUGAUAAUUUUUUUAGACGUGUCGGUACUCUACAGAUAGUGUGUAAAGAACAUAAUCGAUGACCCUAUUAAACUUGAGUAAGUAUUACUGAAGAAAAAACGCCUUGUUACUUGAGUUUCGAUUAAUUGUUGUGGAAAUCAAGUAUGUUAUUUUUGCAAUCGUUUUUACAUUAAACGAUUUGUUCAACAACAUUACUAAGUUGCUGCAAUGGCAUUUUGAAAAAUGCCAGAGUAAAGCCGUUAAUCCGUCGUUACGGAUCAACUCAGGUUUUUUUUAAUGACUACUAGUAUGAGUCAAGUAAUCGUACCGUCUUCAGUGCCUUCAGUUGUCAUGUCUACAAAAAGCGCGUGCAAUAAGGAAAAUAUACGCUCAAAAAAAUAUGUGCCCACAUCUGAGGAUAUUGACGUAAACAAACAUAUCCCAUGUCAAUCUCCAGUGCCUAGUGAAGAUAAACCAAUUCAAGAACUUGAAAAAUGUGACGAAGGUAGUGAAAUCAGUAGUAAUGAUAAAAAAAAAUUUGUGGAAGCACCAUUACCAAAAACUAAUCCAUGGACAGCAAAUAUAAGUGUAGCACAUGUUCGUUCAAAAGAAUCAGCCAAAGACAAGGAUCCAAUUGUUGGAGAAAAAAGGAUCUUGCUACCGCAACAACAAACUAGUUGUGAUAUGUCAAGCAGCAAAUUCACUAAAAUUAAAAAAAACAAAGAAUUAAAUGGUAUUGAAGCUUGGCCUUCUUUAGGAACUGCUCAAGGCUCAGACAAAAAAUGUAUAUCGCAGAGUGAAAAUACUUCACCAAAUAUUCAGUCACAACUGCCAAAAGUUAAUAAUUCCUCAUCUGCUAAAGAUGCUCAUACUUCUACUAAUGAGGUAACAUCAAUUAAAAAGUCUUGUCAAAAGAUGAAUGGUGUUAAAAAAAGUGAAACAAAUAAUGACUCCCCAAAUGUUCAUGAACAAGACAAUGGUACAAAUUCUGGUCAUUCAUCAUCCAAUGAAUCAAAUAAUAUUGAUAAACGAAAAAAAGUUAAACAUUCUAAAUGGACUCCUCUUGAUAUUGAAAUAUCAAAAGAAAACAGUUAUAGAAGCAGACUUUCAAAAUAUCGUAGAGAUCGAUCUGGUGGUCGAGACAAAAGUAAUAAUCAAAUUAGAAAUAAAAAUAGCCGUAAGAUUUCUGAUUUGUCAGAUAAUACUGUUUCUGAUUCUGACAAACGUGAUGGAGGUCCUAUGCGCUAUCUACGACAUCAACGAUCUCGCAAUAGGCUUCAAGAUGAAGAACCUAGGACUAAUUCCCAAAAACCAUUAUCAGAUGGAAAAAAUGCUAGUUAUAAUUUUAAAGGAAGUGAUGUGUUAUACUCGGGUCCAUCCCGUUUGAAUUAUACCCAACCUUAUUGUGAAUUAGUUCCGUUUAUGACUUAUCCAGUGAUAAAUGAACAGACUGUGAUUAAUCUUCUUAAGCAACAAAUAUCUUACUAUUUUUCAACAGAUAAUCUUUGCAAAGAUACAUUCUUCAGGUUUCACAUGGAUGAACAGGGUUAUGUUCCUGUAACAUUUAUUGCAUCUUUUAAACGUGUAAGAGAACUUAGUCAAGAUAUUAGCCUUGUUAUGAAAGCUAUGAUUGAUAUGGAAGAAUUAGAACUUAAUGGUCACAUGGUAAGAUGCCGAACUGAUCCAACCAAAUGGCCACUUAAAGAAAUACCUCAACAAUUUUUAUUUAAAAAUAAUUUAAAUGCUCAAAAUCCAUUAUAUACUCAUCCCAUGGGACCGCCUUCUAUUGUUCCACUUAUUUCUCCCGACUUAAUGGUGAAAAAUCUACCUGCACCUCCUCCUCCUCCAAGCAUACACAUUGUUUCUGAUCCCCAAGCUGCCAUGAAUCUUAAUCCUGAUGUCCCAGAAUUCGUUCCAAGGAAUGGCCCCAUAGAAUUGAAGACUGAAGAGAACUGUGAUAGAAAUGAAAAUGACUGUGAACAAAUAAAAACAAAAGAUACUUGUUUUACCAAUAUUGAUGAACUUAUUGAAAUACCCAAUAAAUCCAAUGGUCAACAUUCUAAACUUGCUAAUUUAAAGUCUGAUACAAUUAAAGAAGAAUACAACAACAAUAAAAGUGUAUCUGUUGAAGUUUUAGACGAUAAAGAAUCGUGGAAAGAAGUUAAAAGACGCUCGAAACCUAAAAACAAUGUUGCUGUGACAUCAGAAACACAAAAUGUAGCAUCUAAUAUAUCCAAACGCAAUUUUUCUGAGAAUCAAGUUGAUAGUCAUGCAUCAAGUUCAUGGGAUCUUGGAUUUCAGUUUGAUGAAGAUCUUGCUGUUGUACCAUGUGGAAAAAUAAAUAAAUUUAAUGAAGAUCCAAUUGGUUCGGAUAGUGAUGAAUCUGAUUAUGGUGAUAAAGAUGAUUUUGAUGAUAAAGAUAUUGAUAAACUCAUGAUAAUUACACAAAAAAUGAUAAGUCGCUCUCAAAAGAUUGAAGAUCGAUCACAUGAUAGGACAACCCGUGUAAAAAUGACUCAAGAUCUAGAACACGCCAUUGACUUAGGCUUAAGAUUAUAUGAAGAAGACUUGUGGCAUACAAAUUCUACGAAUCAAACAUCAUCUUACAAAACUGUAAAUGUUGUUACGCAAGAAGUUUUUGAAAGGCUUGUACCAAAAGCUCCCAAAAAAGUCAAUCAAGUUCCUCCACCACCACCACCUUCUCUAAAUGUUGAUAAUUUAACAGAAAUAAUGGAAUCUAAUGAACAAAAAGAAAUUGAAAAUAAACAAGUUAAAACUCAUACUGCAACACAGACUAAGACUAAAGUGAAGUUUGACUUACAAAAGCCAAAUCGUCGUCACUUUUAUGGAGAUAUUGAUGAAUCUGGACAUAGAAAACGAAGUCGUUUUAAUGUGGACAGUGAACAUCAUGUAGGUUGGGUAUUGGACUCUCGUGCCCAUUCUAGACCUCGUACAACAUCGUUUGGCAGUGGAACAUUAGGCACUAGUCCUAGUCCAAGUGAAGGUUUUCUAUCCAGCACACCUCAAUCAUUGCCAACUUUCCAUCACCCUUCUCAUGCAUUACUUAUGGAAAAUAAUUUUACUCAACAAGCAUACCAUAAAUAUCAUUCACGUUGUUUAAAAGAGAGAUUUAGACUUGGGCCAGGAAUGUCUCAAGAAAUGAAUACAUUAUAUAGAUUCUGGUCAUUUUUCUUGCGGGACAAUUUUAAUAAGAACAUGUAUAAAGAGUUCCAAUCUUUGGCUGUAGAGGAUUCAAAUAAUGGUUUUAGGUAUGGGUUGGAAUGUUUGUUUCGUUACUAUAGUUAUGGUCUUGAAAGGAAAUUCCGACCAGAAUUAUACAAAGAUUUCCAAGCAGAAACUAUUAGAGAUUAUGAAAAUGGUCAACUUUAUGGUUUGGAAAAAUUUUGGGCCUUUUUGGAGUAUUACAAGUAUAGUAAAACGCUUCAAGUAGAUCCCAAAUUAAAGCAAUUUUUAAGUAAGUUUAAAACAAUUGAAGAUUUCCGGAAAGCAGAAGAGCAAUUACCUAAAAGUGAAGGUUAUUUGGAUGCAUCUAUGCGCAAAAUGGCACGCAUGAAACGUCACCGUAGUUAUUCUGAAAAUUCUACUCUUGAUACUUUGAAAAAUUCAUCAGAUGUUAUAACAAAGCCAUUAAAUAUUACUUCUAACGUUCAAUCAACUAAUGAUGAAAAUUGGCGUAAAAACUCGUUAUUACCCCGAAGAAGAUAUUUAUCUGUUGGUGAGAAAUCUGGAGACUCGAAAGGUCCUAGAAUAACAAAGGUAACAUUUGAAUUAAAUAAAAAAGGAUCGUCGACAAUUGAAGAAAACUCAACUGAGUCGCCAAAACUAAAGUAAUGUCUCUAAAUAUCAUUAAGAAAAUCAUGUUAUUUUUUUAACAUUUUUAAAAUGAAUAUAUAGUUAAAAAAAACACACAAAAAAAAAUUAAUUUUGGACA